Molecule: messenger RNA, 1698 nt
Organism: Parastagonospora nodorum SN15
Lineage: Eukaryota; Fungi; Ascomycota; Dothideomycetes; Pleosporales; Phaeosphaeriaceae
Exons: 4
Coding region: 1-1698 (565 amino acids)
Biological process (GO): carbohydrate transport; transmembrane transport
Cellular component (GO): membrane
Molecular function (GO): carbohydrate:proton symporter activity
Source: RefSeq, a predicted model, not a curated record
AUGUUCUCCCGCGGCAAUAACUCCGCAUUCCGCAUCCAGACCCCAGAUUUCGAACCCAGUACCCCACAACAAGCACCUAGCUCUUUGCAGCGUCCUGACGUCCUUCAAGCAUUUGCCAAGAUGCCUGCACGACAUGCGCCCGCGAUUGUCAUGAGCACGCCUGCUCCCAAGGAGAUUUUCAACAAGAAUGUAUACUUAACGGCAAUGGUGGCGUCGAUGGGUGCGUUUAUCUUCGGUUAUGAUCUGGCGUUUAUCGGGACGACGAUUACGCUGAAGCCUUUUACCAAGGACUUUGGUUUGAUGCACGCGACACAGUCGCAAAAAGAUGCUUUCUCGGCGAAUAUCGUUUCUUUACUUCAGGCUGGAUGCUUCUUCGGCUCUUUGGCUGUUGCGCCUUUGGGUGACAAGUUCGGUCGGAAGCCAGCUUUGAUGGUCGCCGGUGUGCUCUUCUGCAUUGGUUCUUUGAUGCAGACUGUUAGUUUUGGUCAUGUUUGGGCCAUGUUCUUGGGUCGUGCCAUUGGAGGACUCGGUGUCGGUCUUGCCAGUGGAGUCGUUCCUCUAUACGUGGCUGAGCUAUCGCCACCAUCUAUUCGAGGCCGUCUUGUUGGCAUCUACGAAAUCAGUGUGCAGACAGGAACAUGUAUUGGCUUCUGGAUCUGUUAUGGUGUGCAACGGAACAUGCGCAGCAACUCGAACCAAUGGAUCACACCGUUUGCCGUGCAACUUAUUCCAGGUGUCCUUCUCAUUAUUGGCAUGCUAUUUGUUCCAGAAUCUCCAAGAUGGCUGGCCCAACACAAGUCUCGCGAUGCGUGCGCAUCUGUCCUCAGCAAACUCCGCGGUCUUCCAGAAGACCAUGAAUAUUUUCAGGAAGAGCUCAACCACAUUAUGGAUACCGUCAACGACGAAUUCGAGACCAGACCGAGCGGCGGCAUGAUCGGUCAAUGGAAAGAGCUCGCUGUACCAAGCAACCGCCGCCGUGUCUUGGUCGGCGUGUUCAUCUUCAUCUUCAUGCAAGGGGCCGGAUCGAACGCCAUCAACUACUUCUCUCCCCGUAUAUUCAAGUCCAUCGGCCUCACAGGACAAUCCACCGGUCUCUACGCCACUGGCAUCUACGGCGUCGUCCGACUCGUCUGCGUCAUCAUCGCCAUGUACUACGUUGUAGACAAGUUUGGCCGAAGGAACAUGCUCAUGGGCGGUGCGGCAGUCAUGCUUGUCGCAAUGUGGUUCAUCGGCGCAUACAUUAAGAUCGCCAAGCCAGAAGCCUCUGGCAAACCCCACUUGACAGCUGGAGGCUACGCAGCCGUUACCUUCAUCUACAUCUUCGCCGUCGGAUUCUGUUUCUCGUACGCUGGUGUACCGUGGAUCUACUGCGCAGAGAUCUUUCCUCUUCGCAUUCGUGGAAUCGGCAUGGCGAUUUGCACGGCGACGCACUGGUUGUUCAACUUCGUCAUCGCUCGAUCAGUACCUUAUAUGGUAACCAAUAUCGGAUAUGGCACUUACUUCGUGUUUGCUACUUGUCUGACAUUGUCCAUUGUGUUUGUGUACUUCUUCUUACCAGAGACAAAGGGUCUUUCGCUCGAGGAGAUCGAUAUACUGUUCGGUGGAUCAGGACCAAGCUCUUUUGAUGCAGCUAGACUCGAAGAGGAGAAGCUGGGCUCAAAGUCAGACGUCGUUUACGUUGAGCGAGUAAGUGCUUGA